AGGAAUCCCGGGCGGGUGGAGCUGAGCUUAGCUGGGAAGGCAAGGCCGCUACAAGUGUGGCAGCAAAGCGGGGAGAGCGGGACGUGUCCAGGGACAGGUGGGGGAGGGACCCCACAGCAGCCGAAAAGACCACAGCGGAGGCCAUUGCAGGAAAUCGACGAGCACACAGGGAGGAAGGGGUCCCCGCGUGCCAUGGCGCGAGAGCAGGAUGCGGAGCUCGUUCCUUCACUGCCAAAUGCCACCGCUGAAGAACAAGAAGAAGACGAAGACGAUCACACAGCGACCAAGUGAAGGAGCGGAACAAAGCGGAGGGGACGGAAACGACCGUUCUGGAUCCCAUCUGAGACAACAACCUCAUCGUUUCUCAUGUUGCUGCUCCCUCUACCGCCUACUGCUCUCCUCUUGGCCUAGCGUGUGCGUGGCUGCGCUGCCCGUCGGGAUUUAUCCGCACCUCUUCCUUCUCCUCUGUCCCGAAUUCUUCCACGUGCUUCCGUUGUAGAUAUCUAUCUGCUUAGGCAGAGGGUGCACAGCUUGGUGAGUUGGACUUCUGGGCCGAACGAGACACGACGCGAGAUUAGAGCGUGUUCCCAUGCAGGCGAUUUGGUGUGUGUUCUAAUCGUCUGACUUGUUCAUUAGUGUGGUGUGGGUUAUUCAUUUUUUUCCCCCUUCUUUUAUUGGGCUCCUACGGUUUCAUUUUUUUUUAGUAUUUUCCCUUUCAAAAUUCUUGGAGCAGGAGUUUGGAGCUUGCGAAGCUGUGCGUUCUCGGUCGAGGGAUGAUUUUUCGAGGGCGUCUUUUCUGGGUCCAUGAGUAGGACGAUCUGUGGGUCAGGAUUGUGUUGUGUCGAAGGUAUCGGGGAUUGAAUAUGCAGACCGUCGUUUCUUGGUGUUGCAUCUACUGGGGCGAAGGGAAGGUUUUCUGCGAUGGUUUGAAUGUGUCAGAUUCGAAGAUUUUGAGAACCGCUUCGGAAUUGGAAGCGCACCAUCUCGGUGAAGGCGUUGUGACGAAUUCCGCCUAUUGCGAAGGCGCAGGAAAUCUAGAAGGAACUUGGUUGUUCAAAUAUUGAGUUUAGAGUGGUAAGGUUUAUGGUUGAAUUCCAGGCGUAGAGCAGGGGACUGUUGCCGUACCGAGAAGAUCAGCCAAUUCUCGCACGAAUCGUGUCUUUGCAAUUUAACAUGGCAAGAAAGAAUAAUCUUUGAUUGAUCAGACGAGUCUUGCAGUAAUGCACCGAGCUUUCGGUAUAAUAUCAAGAUGAGCUUCUGCGCGCCAAUUCGCUUGUGUAUUUGUGAAUACAUGGGAGCUUCUGCUCGUUGAUCCUGCUUACCAGGAGCCAGCAGACUUCUGCUUUUUGAUAGUCCUUGAUUCUUUAGGAAUCUGCAGGAAUUUUGUGAAAGGCAAUGGCUUCCUUUGACUCAAGAUCCUCGAGAGAGCAGAACCAAGCUAAGCUGAGUAAAGCCAAGUGACACUUAUCCAUCUAUAUUCAUAUUUUGCAGGGUACCCCACAAGUGGGGCGCGGUGGUCACAAUUGCGCCAGAAGGUGACAGUAAUCCUAAGCGCAUUUUAAAGCAGGGAUUGUAGGGAAGGGCUUCAGAUCGAGAGUACACCUAAGGGUGCAUCCUAGUGAUGGCUACCCUAACGCCGGGAGUUUUACUGAAGCUCCUGCAGCAUAUCAACUCGGGUGUGAAGGUGACAGGAGAACACCGCUCCGCACUUCUGCAAGUGAUCUCCAUCGUGCCAGCGCUCCACGGAAGCGAGCUGUGGCCAAACCAAGGAUUCUACAUUAAGGUGUCCGACUCGUCGCACGCCACCUAUGUCUCGCUAGGAGAGGAGCACGACGAUCUAAUCCUGAGUGACAAGCUGCAACUGGGGCAGUUCAUUCACGUAGACAGGCUGGAGGCUGGAUCCCCCGUGCCGCUUCUUCGAGGAGUUAGACCUCUGCCUGGACGUCACCAGUGUGUGGGAAAUCCGCAGGAUCUUGUGGCCACGGUCGUGCCGGCAUCAGCGAUCGAUACUUCGCUCCAGCCCGAUCUGUUUCAGCCCGACUUGCGCACCUCGGACACCAUCGACCGAUGCAAUUCCAACAGGUUUGAUCCAUCAUCUGCGGAGAGCAUUGCAGGGAAGAAUGCGGAGAGGUCGAACGGGCCGUCGGUGAAUGGUUCCUUUGGGAGGUCUCCCUCUGCUAGGUUCCAGGAUGUGGAGGUGGCAGUGGAGAAGACAAUUGAGAUUUCCUCGGACGGCUACGGGGCACAGCUUACGGAGAGGUUGGCGCGGGGUGCCAUGGUCAGAAAUGCGUCUUUCAAGCCCCAGCCUGCUCCUGAGUCUGCGAGGUCUAAUGUGGUACACGAAGAAGGGAGGCAGGUCUCCAGAGUGAAAGUGCGCUCGGAGAAACCUAAGAUGAAUGCGGAUUGCACCUUGGUGCAGAAGGAGGUGAACAAAUCCUCGUCCCCUUUCAGAUCCCAAUCUGUCACGAACUCUCUAUUCACGGAUAGAAGAUCGCCGAGCACUGGCUUCACCAGAAGCGUGGUGGCGUGUUCCGAAGAUCCUCACAAAGACUCUCCAACUACCAGUACUAGGGCCAUGCAAGCAUCACCCAUCACCAAAAGAUCCGUGAGCACAGGCAGAGUUGCGAAUAUCGUCACAGAUGCUACCAAAAGACGCCCCAUUAGCACCAAUGCGCGAGCUCCCGAGCCUGCCGCGUCGGUUGUUAAGAACACGUUGCGUAAGAGCUGGGAAGGUGCGGCUACUGCCAAGAACGUCAAAGAUCGUCUUCAGCCCAAGGCCUCCAAACCGGACGUCAAGGCUAAGCUAUGGUCCUCGGUAUCUGGAUCGAGGAAUAAGAAUGGGGGCAGCAAUGGAACGUCGUCAGAAACGGGGUCGUCGUCACCGCAAGUAGCAAAUGGUAAGGUGAGCCAUGCCAGAACAGAAAGCACCGGCUCUGCAGUAGGACCCGUCUCGCCGUCCAAUUCUAUGUCCAGCGUCAUCGUGAAUGACAUCGAUGUGGUCCAGAGACUUUCCGCUGGUUUCUACUGGGACUCUCUGCCCGGGAGCCUCGCUACAUAUGGCAUGGAAGCCAUGCAAUCAAGGGAGGCUGCAGCGUUGGCUGCGGUUGAAGCCCUCCAAGAAGCUUCAGCAGCGGAGAGCGUUCUUCGAAGUCUCAGCAUGUUUGCAGAGCUGUGCUCUGUUGCUCGGAUCGAUCAUCCACAACCCUCUGUGGAGCACUUUCUGAGCCUCCAUCAAUCUCUCAAGCAUGCCGUGGCCGUAUCAGAUGCACUUUUUAUAGCUCGCAAAUCCCCCGAAUCUGUCCUCCCCACCGAUGACGCCAACGAGGCGUCGAAUGAGAAGGCUCUAAUAGUGAUGGAGAAGUCGCGCAGUGCUGCAAGCUGGGUCAAUGCUGCUCUCACCUCUGAUCUGGCCACCUUUUCGAUUCAGGGCAAACAACUAGGAUCAGUAUCAGGUAACACUCUUCGAAGUAUGCUCAAGAGAACCUCGAAUCAGCCGUCGCAGGUCAUGCUGGAUAGUUCUAGCAUGGUGCCUCGAGGGAGGAGUUCCUCGCCCUCUUUAACAAGCAGGAGCACUCCAUCAACUCCAUCCUCUCCAAAAACUCGCUCUGCUCUGACAAGUGUAAGCCAUGUCGCAAAUGCGAAGAGAACUGCCACAGAGCCGAGAUCCCAGUCUCCAGGACCUGUGUUGACGAGUUCACGACGAAGCAACGCCAUCAGCAGAAUUGGUCUAGGAAAGAGCUCCAAAGCAACGAGCAAGGUGACUCCGGAGGCACAACCCGUAGAGAUGAAGGCGUCUAUUGCUCCAACUGCUGCAACGUCCUCACCGGCAUGGGUGAGAGGCAAGGGUUUAGCGGAGACGGCAGAGCUGGCGAAGCAGGUGGAGAGAGAAGCGCAGCGGUGGUUCCUCAACUUUAUGGAAAAUGCGCUGGAUGUGGGCUUCCAUGUGGCCACUUCAGGCAACAGCGACAGAGACGAGCUGCCACACGGAGCCAAACUUAUGAGUCAGCAGGAGAAUUCUCACAUUGCCACAAUGUUGUCCCAACUGAAGCGAGUGAACGAUUGGUUGGACUUGAUGGGCGAUGAUCUAGACACUAAAUUGAUUGAAACAAAAGCUCGCUUGAAGCGAAAGAUAUAUGAUUUUUUACUCCGACACGUUGAGUCAGCCGCUGCGGCGCUAGGAAACGUCUCAUCCAUUACGGUUUACUCCAAACCCCAGGUCGUGAACUGAUCGGCCGCCGCCGCAGCAACAGCUACACAUACAAGUUUGUGCAAGUUGCCCAAUACAGGGCUCACGAGUGUCGUUGGAGAAGAUAAAAUGGUGGUUCAUUGACAAGGGAGAUUGGGUAAAGUAGCUUCUACCUCCGUACUCAAGUGAGAUAUAGUUGAGUGCUUCACAGGAUUCUGUAAUUUGUCAAAUAGUGAGCAAAGAACUGCAGUGCGGGGUUGAAGUGAGCCUGUGGAGGUCAGUGCUACUGUCGAGGCCGUGCUGCAACGGAAAAGAAAUUGCAAGUGAUGUUAACAAGGAACCAGGCUGCCAUGGCGAUCCUCAAUGACCUCCACACUCGUUUACAAGGUUGAGGAUGAACCGCGACAUAGCAAAGGUAGUAGGUUGGAGAUGGGUUGAUUGAGAAGCUCAAUUCUGUUUGCAUAUAAUAGUCGCAACCUUCAGGCUUGCCAGGCCUUGUACAUUAUACAUUCUGGUUGAUUUAUUUACUUUACUCUUCUUAUUCUCCCCUCUUA
Messenger RNA from Physcomitrium patens, 4740 nucleotides. NCBI's taxonomy places the organism in Eukaryota, Viridiplantae, Streptophyta, Bryopsida, Funariales, Funariaceae. The record is from RefSeq and is a predicted model, not a curated record.